AUGAAUAGUGAAUACGAUUACUUGUUCAAGUUGCUACUUAUCGGAGACUCAGGUGUUGGUAAAUCCUGUUUGUUACUACGUUUUGCUGACGACACUUACACCCAAGACUACAUUUCCACAAUUGGUGUUGACUUCAAAAUCAGAACCAUAGAACUCGACGGCAAGACCAUCAAGCUCCAAAUCUGGGACACCGCCGGUCAAGAGAGAUUCAGAACCAUCACCUCCUCCUACUACAGAGGCGCCCAUGGUAUUAUUAUCGUCUACGACGUUACUGACCAAGAAUCCUUCAAUAACGUCAAGCAAUGGUUGCAAGAAAUCGACCGUUAUGCCACCGGUGGUGUGAUGAAGCUCUUGGUGGGUAACAAGUCCGAUUUAACUGACAAAAAAGUUAUUGAUUAUAACGCUGCAAAGGAAUACGCUGACGCUUUAGACAUUCCCUUUUUAGAAACCUCUGCGUUGAACUCAACCAACGUAGAACAAGCUUUCUUCACCAUGGCAAGACAAAUCAAAGCCCAAAUGGCCAACAACAACUCAAAUAAUAACAAUUCAACUAAACAAACCAUUAACCCAGGUCAAUCUAUCUCAAAUAAUAACAACGGCUCUUGCUGUUAA
Molecule: messenger RNA, 612 nt
Organism: Ascoidea rubescens DSM 1968
Lineage: Eukaryota; Fungi; Ascomycota; Saccharomycetes; Ascoideales; Ascoideaceae
Gene: YPT1
Product: Rab family GTPase YPT1
Exons: 1
Coding region: 1-612 (203 amino acids)
Molecular function (GO): GTPase activity; GTP binding
Source: RefSeq, a predicted model, not a curated record